Plasmodium relictum is the source of this 1746-nucleotide messenger RNA. Its product is annotated as conserved Plasmodium protein, unknown function. The coding region runs from base 1 to 1746 and encodes 581 amino acids. NCBI's taxonomy places the organism in Eukaryota, Apicomplexa, Aconoidasida, Haemosporida, Plasmodiidae. The record is from RefSeq and is a predicted model, not a curated record. The transcript has a single exon.
AUGAGAGAAAAAUCUGAAAGGAUAGUUAAAUAUCAUAAAAAAUAUACUAGUCAGAAGUACAAAGAAAGUAGUGAUGAAAAGGAUAGUAAAGAUGAAGAAGAAAAAAAAAAAUAUAACAAUUAUUUAAGCAAAGAGAUCACUAAAAAAAGCUAUGAAUCAUUAGAUGAAAAAAAUUAUUUACAUAAUAAUAGAAAUAAUAUAAAAAUAAAAUACAAGGAAAAUAGCAAAAAAGAAAUAAACUCUAAAAGAGAUGAUAUAACUAAUUCACUAAAUAGAAAAAAUUAUAAUUAUGAUAAAUAUGUUGAUGAGAAGUAUUUACAGAAACAAAAAUAUGUACCUAAUGAAAAGAAUAUUAAAAAAGAAAAAGUUAAAGAUAAUAUUAUUAAAAUAUCAUUUGAUAACCUUAAAAAAAAAGAUAACGAUGUAUUUAAUGAGUUAAAAUACGAUAAAAAUGAAGACAGUUACAUAAAAAAAAAAAAAAGAAAAUUGUUACCAAGUUUUAGAAAAGAAAAGGAUAUGAGCAAUGAAAAAUUAAAGAAAAAAAAAGAUUUAAAAAGAAGGAAAAAGAAUGACUAUAGUAAACCUAGUAAAAAUAAAUCUUUAUCCAUAAGCUCUUCAGAUAAAAAAAGCUCCCCAAGUAGCUAUACUUCAAAUGAAAGUAAUUCUAGUAAUUCAUCAAAGGAAAAUAGUAAGAGUAGUAAUUCAUCAAAUGAAAAUAGUAGCUGUAGUAUUUCAUCAAAUGAAAAUAAUUCUAGUAAUUCAUCGAAUGAAAAUAGCAGCAGUUCCAUAACUGAAAGUAAUUCAAGUAAUUGUUCUUCAUGCGAAAGUAGUAAUUUAUCAGAUGAUGAAAAUAUAAGUAGUUGCUCAUCAAAAGGAAAUAAAUUAACAAAAAAAAAGAAUUCUAAAAUUAAAAAAAAAAAGAAGAAAAAAAAAGAUAUUACAGGCAAAUUAGAAAAAAAGGAAGUUUAUGAUGCUCAUAUUUAUAAUAGUAAAGAAAUGAUAAGACUAACUAUAAAUAUUUUGCAAAACUAUAAUUUUUUAAAUAAUUUUAAAAUUUUAUACCAAAAAUUAGAUAAAAAAAAAAAGGUUUCUCUUGAAAAUGUGAAAGAUUUAAAAUUAAAGAAAAAAUUAAGACAUUUAUUUAGAGCAUGGAACUUAGAAAAAAAAGAAGAAUUUUAUAGAAAACCAUCAAAUUUUAGAGAAAGUAUAUUUGAUAUUUUUAAUAAUUUAUUUUAUUAUUUUUUAUCUAAAAUUGAUAUACAAAAGUUGAGACAAAAUAUUAAUAAAAGGAAGAAUAAUUUAAUAAAAAAAGAAGAUAAGGAAAACCUCAACAUACUAAAUUAUAAUGAUAAGUUAUUAUAUUAUUCCUCAAAAAAUGAAAAUAUUAAUAUUAAAAAUCAAAAUGUGAACGAUUUACAGGAAGAUUAUCUCUAUUUAAUGCAAAAUGAAAAUAAUAAAAUUAAAAGCUUACGAGAAAUGCAUGAAGAAGGUUAUUUUAAAAAUAGUCAACACAAAUAUAAGGAAUUUUUAGAUAAACAUAAAAAAAUUGAUUUAUGGGGUAAAAAUGAACAAGAGCAAAAAUUUCUAUUGAAUUCUAAAAAUACAAUUAAUGAAAGAAAAAUAUUUGAUAGAGAAACAGAUUUAUGUAUAAAUAAAUUUGUAAAAAAAGAGGAUUAUAAAAAGUUAAUAAAAAAUACGGAAGAACACGUAAAUGAUAAAUUUCAUAAAACAGGUAGCAAAAUAUAG